This is a messenger RNA of Trichosporon asahii var. asahii CBS 2479, 1125 nucleotides long. RefSeq lists its product as uncharacterized. Gene Ontology annotation, biological process: protein monoubiquitination; protein import into peroxisome matrix. NCBI's taxonomy places the organism in Eukaryota, Fungi, Basidiomycota, Tremellomycetes, Trichosporonales, Trichosporonaceae. Gene Ontology annotation, molecular function: protein binding; zinc ion binding; ubiquitin-protein transferase activity. Gene Ontology annotation, cellular component: peroxisomal membrane; peroxisomal importomer complex. The record is from RefSeq and is a predicted model, not a curated record. The coding region runs from base 1 to 1125 and encodes 374 amino acids. The transcript has 3 exons.
AUGUCGCACGCAACGCCCGUGUUCCCAGAAGCGGGACCAUCAGAGUCACCGUACAGGCCGCAUCUGGUCGAGCUCAUUCCCCAGGAGCAGCUGCGGACGGUGCUGCAUCCCGUUUUCCGAUAUGUUCUGACGUAUCUCGCGCAACAUUACCCUCGCUACUUCCUCCGCAUCGUGAACAGACACGAGGAGGCAUUUGCUCUGGUCUUGCUGCUUCUGGAAAAGCAUCAUUUGUGGAAGCAUGACGCCUCUCUUUCUGAGCACUUCUACCAACUCAAACUCGCGCCCGCCCGUGUGCACACUCCGCGCCUAGGCUCUAUUCAUGCGCAGCAGCCCGCUCGACUCUCGAACCGGCAACGGUGGGGCAUGCUGCUCGUGCUCGUCGGCCUGCCGUACGUCCGUGCACGAUUAGAUGACUUCUACGACCGGUGGUCGACGCAGAACGACCCCGAGCUGUCGCUGGCGGACCAGGGCCCGCCGCUGACGACGGGACAAAAGAUCUUCCUGAAGGUGUACCCGACUGCGGUCACGGCGUUCGAGACGACGCUUCUCGCUUACGACGUUGCGUACCUGUUCGAGAAGACGGAGUUCUUCCGCCCGUGGCACCGGUGGCUUGGAGUGCGGAUCGAGCGUGCGAUCGACGAUGCUCCGCCAUCGAGCACCCAGUCCUUCCUCUCGAAGCUGCCGCCGCUACUUCCGCCACUUCUGCUUGCGCUCAAGUUUGCGCAGUGGUGGUACUCUCCCACGUCGCCGCGCUCGCUACCCGCCGCGAGCAAGAGCGAGGAGCAGUCGCUGCACACCUCUGUCCUGCCGCCGCGCCCGCUUCCGAUCCUUCCUUCUAGUGGUCUCCUCACCCCGCCGCACUCUCCAGAGGACGAGAAGCAGGAGCUCAAGGCCGACCCCUCAGAACAGACGUACCAGAUCGACGCCAAGGAGUUUGGCCACUGCCCCAUUUGCAAGGGCAAGUGGCAGAACCCCGCCAUUCUUCCCAGUGGCUGGGUCGUUUGCUGGCGCUGUGGAUGGGACGCCAUCAGUGGCGAAGGUGAGCUCGGCGAGGCUGGCAAGAACCGCUGCCCUAUCACCGGUGUCGCCGUCAACCAGAGCGACCUGAGGCGAGUCCUCGUAUAA